Messenger RNA from Lemur catta (Ring-tailed lemur), 1711 nucleotides. It is a transcript of the gene TRMT5, whose product is annotated as tRNA methyltransferase 5. The transcript is spliced from 5 exons. Gene Ontology annotation, cellular component: mitochondrial matrix; cytoplasm. Gene Ontology annotation, biological process: tRNA N1-guanine methylation; mitochondrial tRNA methylation. The record is from RefSeq and is a predicted model, not a curated record. Lineage: Eukaryota; Metazoa; Chordata; Mammalia; Primates; Lemuridae. Bases 1 to 1611 code for a protein of 536 amino acids.
AUGGUCCAGGGGCGGUACCAGUCCCCCCCGGGCUGCUCCCCGCCUCGUGCCGCCUGGGCACGGAAACGCCGCGGGGCCACCCUUCCGCCCAGGAUCUUAUGGAGGCCAUUUGAAUUCUCAAGAAGACUUCUGAAAGUGGAAAGCUCUAACAUAACUGAAUCAGAAUCUUUGAUUCCACUAGCUUGGACAUCGCUGACGCAGAAGCUUAGGAAAGCACCUGGUAUUUCCUUAUUGGGUCAACGAAAUAGAUUCUCAACCAUGCCAGAAAUAGAAACAAAUGAGAGAGACUCUGAAUUGUUUUCACCACCCUCUGAUGUUCGAGGCAUGACAAAGCUUGAUAGAACAGCUUUUAAGAAGACAGUCACCAUUCCAGUGCUUAAAGUGAAAAAAGAAAAAGUCAAUAAAUUGAUGCGAUCCCUUAAAAGGGCAGCACUGCAGCGCCCAGGCAUAAAACGUGUGAUUGAAGAUCCAGCUGAUGAAGAAAGUAGACUAAUUAUGUUGGAUCCCUAUAAAAUGUUUACUCAUGAUUCUUUUGAGAAAGCAGAACUCAGUAUUUUAACACAGCUUAAUGUCAAACCACAGAUAUCUAAAUAUAAUUUGGAACUAACUUAUGAAAACUUUAAGUCAGAAGAAAUCUUGAAAGCUGUGCUUCCUGAAGGUCAAGAUGUGACUUCAGGGUUUAGCAGAGUUGGACAUAUUGCACACUUGAACCUCCGAGACCAUCAGCUACCUUUCAAGCAUUUAAUUGGCCAAGUUAUGAUUGACAAAAAUCCAGGAAUCACCUCAGUAGUAAAUAAAAUCAGUACUAUUGACAAUACAUACCGAAAUUUCCAAAUGGAAGUAUUGUCUGGAGAGGAGAACAUGAUUACCAAGGUUCGAGAAAACAACUACACCUAUGAAUUUGAUUUUUCAAAAGUCUAUUGGAAUCCUCGUCUCUCUACAGAACAUAGCCGUAUCACAGAAAUUCUGAAACCUGGAGAUGUCCUAUUUGAUGUUUUUGCAGGGGUUGGGCCCUUUGCCAUUCCAGCAGCAAAGAAAAACUGUACUGUCUUUGCCAAUGAUCUCAAUCCUGAAUCCCAUAGAUGGUUGUUGCACAAUUGUAAAUUAAAUAAAGUAGACCAAAAGGUGAAAGUUUUCAACUUGGAUGGGAAAGAAUUCCUGCAAGGACCAGUCAAAGAAGAGUUAAUGCAGCAGCUGGGACUGUCAAAAGAAAGAAAACUCUCUGCGCACAUUGUCAUGAACUUGCCAGCAAAGGCUAUAGAGUUUCUUAGUGCUUUCAAAUCACUUUUAGAAGGGCAGCCAUGCAGCAGUGAGCUCCUUCCCACAGUCCACUGUUACAGCUUUUCCAAAGACGCUGAUCCUGCUGAGGAUGUUCGGCAACGAGCUGGAGCUGUGUUAGGCAUUUCCUUGGAGGCAUGCAGUUCAGUUCACCUAGUGAGAAAUGUGGCCCCUAACAAGGAGAUGCUUUGCAUCACUUUUCAGAUUCCUGCUGCUAUACUCUACAAGAACCAGACCAUGAAUCUAGAGAAUCAUGAAGAUCCACCUCUUAAACGACAGAGGACAGAUGAAGCCUUUUCAGAAGAUAAAACACAAAUUACUUCAAACACUUAAUUGGAAAUGUUUUCUCCAUCUCACCACUAGCAUUUUAUGUGGUGAAAUAUAAUUUGUAUGAUUUAAUAAAAUUUUAGCAUCCAUUUACUUUACUGUUGAA